UCAUAUCCGUAGCAGGCGAACGAUUGACUGGAUCUUGAUCAGUAGAAGAUUGGCUUAAUGCAAUAUUCUCAGCGAUAGCCUGCAUACGUGGAAUGGCGAUGCCUGCAUUGUGAUACAGUGACAGUCUUUGCAUCAUUGAACCUGUCACCUGUAAUAGAUCUCGUGCACUGUCAGGUAUGCAAUGACGACCUACAUCUACCUGUGAAAUACAGUCGGAGCGUCCAGAGCAGCCACGUUUAUCAAGUGCUUCUCUGUGUAUAAUUUAUUGAUGCUGCAGUCCAAAUAAGGACACUGACAAAUGAAGACUGAGUGAAUGAUCAGAAGACAAUCCAUGAUCAGUUUCCUCAACCUUCACAGUAGAAUCCUCCCAUGUUACUUGGUCUCUGUACAGGCAUCUUUUGGCAAUUUUACAUUCCGCAGCAAUAAAACCAUUGCUUAGCAGCACCCACACACACUCCUAUCUCAUUGUACCUCAGUACAGUUUCAGUAUUUAUGUACUGACUUCAUAAUGACUGAAAUCAUCUUCUAUCUUAGCCGUGCAACAUCGGGUAGGUCAAUCUGUAGAAACUGCAACAAGUUUAUUCAAAAGGACAUGUUGAGAAUUGGUAAAAGGGUCCCCAACCCACGUGAUGUGGACGAUGAGGGGUGGGGUGAUAUAACUCUAUAUCACCAUGUUGCCUGCAUGUUUAAGAUGUUUGAGAAGGAAACAGGCAAUGCAAAAAAGAUCAAGUCUCCUGAUGACAUGUUUGGGUUUGAUGAGCUAAAAAAGGACGAGAAGAAGAACCUUCUGAAACUCAUCAGUGAUGCUAAUAUAAAGAGGGAGGACAACUCUCUCCAUCAGUUCCGCUGUCUUUGUACCAAGAUAUCUGAGGAAGACAGCGACACUGGCAAGACUGCUCUUGUGUCCGAUUACCUCAAGAAGGGGACCAGUGGCUCUGGCUUCAAGGGUGAUGUCUACAUGUUGAUGAAGUUCUUGCUGACUGGCAUUGGGAAUACAUGGAAUAGCCUAAAUGACAAAGUCCUUGUCAACCUAUUCAGCCAGAUAUUUGGUACAAGUCAAAAAGCAAUGGAGGAGGAUUUAGCGCAGACUGAGGUGUGGGAAAUAAUCAGGGUGUGUUUUGAGAAAAGCAAAACUGUGAUGCCCCCGGAGGAGAGUACUCUGUCCUUACGAGAGAUGCGCGGCUUCCUGAAUGUCUUGACUCCUGCUUCUGAACUACUCACAAUACUGAAGAAACUUGUUAACAGAUGCACCAGCAAUGAUCUGAUGAUGGUGGUCCGCCUCAUCAAAAACAACAUAGGCAUAAACGCAGAGGCAAAAACUAUAUUAGACGCCCUUGACCGUAAUGCUUAUGAAGCAUUCCAGAUCUCUGAAGACCUGGAAGAUGUGGUGGACAGGGUUCAGUCUAAGACAUUACACAGUCUGCCAGGCAUGAAGAAGAAGAUGAAGGAGAAGACAAAGAAAAAUACUGAACAUGGCGCAAAGCAAAGCAGCAGUGACGCUGGCGCCUCCAAGAAGAAAACACCGGUCAAGAGACAGGCAAGGGAUGAAGGGCAGACAACUCCAUCCAAGAAGUGCAAGACAGCAAGGUCCAGCCCCUCCAUGUGCAAAAUCUUCACAGACUGCAAGAUAUUCCUGUCUGUAACCACAGACAAGUUCAAGGAGCUCAAGCAAUAUAUAAUAGAUUUUGACGGGGAAGUUUUGGACGAGUCUAGAAAGAGAUCAGCUACACAUAUUGUCUCUUCUAAAGGAAGGAUUAGAACCGGUAGUAGCAAGGCCAAGGUCGUGACCCCUGACUGGCUGUGGCAGUCUAUCAAGAAGAAACAGCUUGCAUCUACUGAGGAGUUCAAGCCCUGAACAGGGACAUUCAAACUUUUAUCAUGGUUUAUAUAUAAAAAACUUGACAAUACAUGUGUUGGUUAGUGCUUACUCAUUUUACAUGUGCAAAGUAUAUUCUUUAUGGAACAAGUAAUUGCUUUGUUACACUGUAUGGCAUAGAAAUGCAUUGACAUGUUAUUCAGAGUGUGGAUUUAUGUAUAGUUCGAACAUAAAAUGUGUUGUUUAUACAGAGUCUACUAAUGAAGAUAUCAAGGGUAAAUGUUUUACAUGGCACUGAACAAUGAAUGAAUCUCGCAUACAUCACCAUACAUAUAUAUAUUUCAACUGUGCUCUCUCAUAGUUCAAUCAGUAUUUCUGUCUCCUAUGAUUUAACUGAGACUGCCUUGAUAUAGGUUAGUGGUUCAAUAUCGUGGUUGCGUCAUGCCAAAUGACCU
This is a messenger RNA of Haliotis rubra (blacklip abalone), 2271 nucleotides long. RefSeq names its product DNA ligase 3-like. The coding region runs from base 509 to 1855 and encodes 448 amino acids. NCBI's taxonomy places the organism in Eukaryota, Metazoa, Mollusca, Gastropoda, Lepetellida, Haliotidae. The record is from RefSeq and is a predicted model, not a curated record. Gene Ontology annotation, molecular function: DNA binding; DNA ligase (ATP) activity; zinc ion binding. Gene Ontology annotation, biological process: mitochondrial DNA repair; double-strand break repair via alternative nonhomologous end joining; DNA recombination. Gene Ontology annotation, cellular component: DNA ligase III-XRCC1 complex. The transcript has 13 exons.